Dimorphilus gyrociliatus is the source of this 2256-nucleotide messenger RNA. Lineage: Eukaryota; Metazoa; Annelida; Polychaeta; Dinophilidae. The record is from the annotation of a GenBank genome assembly.
AGUCUGCACUUUAUCACCUUACAGCGUUUAUAGCUAUGUUGCUUUAGAAUAUUUUUGAAAACUGUCCAUGCAUUGUGUUCAUCGAAGUCAUAAUCUGAUCUUAACGAAUAAGAUAAAAUCAAAACUAAGGAAGAAAAGAUUACCAACAACUGGUGGAUCAAUUGUUAAUUUUAUAGUAAUAUUUGUAGCGCCUUUUACACGAGACAUUUCUGUUUAGAGCAAAAUGACGCCUAACCCGGAUGCUUUUGAAGAAAAAGAGAUCGGCACCGUUCUCUUAAAUAAAAAUGAUAGGGAAAAGAAAGAUUCCUCUCCUAAUCGGGACGAAUGGCAAGGCAAAUUGGAUUUUGUCAUGUCAGCGCUUUCUUUUGCUGUAGGUAUGGGUAACUUAUGGAGAUUUCCAUAUUUGGUUUAUAGUAAUGGAGGAGGAGCAUUCCUUAUACCAUACAUAAUAAUGGUAAUACUUGCGGGUUUUCCCCUACUCUUCCUGGAAUUUGCUUUUGGACAAUUUGGCAGACUAGGAGUAGUCAGUAUAUGGAAGGCUGUCCCGCUCAUGCAAGGAAUAGGAUGGUGUAUGUUCUUCAUAUCACUUAUCAGUUGUAUCUACUACAACAUGAUAGUAGCGAUAAGCUUCUUCUAUUUCUUCGCAUCUUUCACAUCAGAUGUGCCUUGGAGAACUUGCGGAUCGUGGAGUACCAAAAACUGCGAAAGAAAUCUUUCAUCCGUUGAUUCUUCAAAUACAACACUAUUUGAAAAUUUAACAUCUGUUCAAAAUACAAGCAAAUCGGCCAGCGAUGAAUAUUUUCAUCAACAUGUUUUGAACAUAUCAGAUGGUGUUGAUAAUUUAGGAGGAGUUCAAUGGAAAUUAGCUCUAUGUCUUCUAUUAUCUUGGGCUAUCGUAUUUAUUUGCCUUAGUAAGGGUAUAAAAACAAGUGGAAAAGCAACAUACGUCACAUCAACUUUUCCUUAUGUUAUACUUAUAAUUCUUUUGAUAAGAGGAUUAACUCUUGAGGGAUCAAUGGAAGGUAUUAAGUAUUAUGUUCUACCAGAUUGGAAACAAUUGGCUUCGGCAAAGGUAUGGGGAGACGCAGCAGUGCAAGUUUUCUUCUCUAUGUCAACUUGUUGGGGAGGCUUAAUUACUUUGGCCUCUUACAAUAACUAUCGAAAUAACUGCUUUCGAGACGCACUUGUUGUCGCUGUCGGAGACGGAUUAACGAGUAUAUUUGGUGGCUUUGUUAUAUUCUCUAUUAUAGGCUACAUGGCUCAUGAAUUAAAUGUACCAGUUGAGGAUGUUGCAACACAAGGAGCAGGCCUAGCGUUUGUGGUUUAUCCUCAAGCCGUUACCAUGCUACCAUUGUCUCCGUUAUGGGCUAUACUAUUCAUGCUUAUGCUAUUAAAUCUUGGCCUGGGUACUCAGUUUACCCUAGUCACGACUGUUCAUACCACGAUUAUGGAUGUCUUUCAAAAGUACUUUAAAGUGCCAAGAAGAAGAAUUUUAUUACUUUUAACAAUUUGUAUUGUUUGCUAUCUCUUUGGUUUGACUUGUGCGACUAGAGGUGGAAUGUACGUUUUACAACUUAUGGAUAAAUAUGCUCCGUCUUAUGGAUUAUUAACUGUCGGCUUAGCCGAAUGUAUUGCAUUAUCAUGGCUAUACGGAAUUGAUAAAUUUUUUAAAGAUAUCGAGUCAAUGAUUGGCAGACCGCCACUAGCCUUCUUCUUUAAAAUAUGUUGGCAAUUUUUAACUCCUGUUUCAAUUAUUUUCAUUCUGCUAUUCACAUUUGCCGACUUCAAAAGAUCUAAAUAUGAUGAUUAUAUAUAUCCAUUGUGGGCUGACGGAAUAGGUUGGCUCAUAGCAUUAUUCGAAAUAAGUUGUAUCCCAGCAACUGCUAUUUAUAAAUUAUACACGACAAAAGGAGAUCUUAUUGAGAGAAUAAAAAAGCUUAUUAAACCUAGUGAAGAAUGGGGUCAUGAGUUAAAAACUUUGGAAUUAAAAGAGUUUACAUUGACUGCCGUGAAUGGAGAAACAACUGAAAAAUUAUCGAGUCCACUUCAAACAAUAAAUAAUAUCUCUAUUUAUGAUGAAAAUUUACCAAACUCAAAAAUUUAAACAAAAUAUUAUACUCAAGCUCAUUAUUGCAAAUUUAAUCUUAGGAAAUUUAUUUGAACAAUAUUCUUAAAUAUUUACAUAUUCCAGAUAUUUUAUGAUAUUUUAACCCUUUUGUGUUUAAACCAAAAUAAGUAUGCUUUUAUAUAAAAUAU